Molecule: messenger RNA, 1137 nt
Organism: Morchella sextelata
Lineage: Eukaryota; Fungi; Ascomycota; Pezizomycetes; Pezizales; Morchellaceae
Exons: 3
Coding region: 1-1137 (378 amino acids)
Source: RefSeq, a predicted model, not a curated record
AUGCCUGGCCAGAUCCUGGAUGUGCGUUCCGAUUCACACUCGAUAAGCACGGAUAUCGAAUUAAAUACAGCGACAAUCGAAGUUAAUGAGCCAGUUGUUCCAGGAAACGACGAUUUCCAGCUCACCUUCUUUACCGAGAAUUUUUCAGAUCACGAUUCGGAAUCGGAGGGAGGGUUUACAGAUUUUAGCGAGUGUUUCCAGAAUGAUGGGACAGAUGUAUCGGAGUGUCACACUCCGAGUUACCAGGACUACGAAUCUCGGAGCUGCACUACAGGAAUAACAUGGUGCGAUGCUGAAGACGACGAUGAUGAUGAUCACUUUGCGGGGCGGUCGUUCCUUUUUGCCGAAAGCGAUAAUGGAAGUAACUACGGUGAUCAGGAGGAUGAAGACAUGGAGGAAGGUGAGGUGUAUGGGGUGGAAGGAACGUAUGUGUAUGGAGAGGAGGACGAAGCCGACAACGAAAAGGAAGAGGAAGUGGAGGGGGAGGAGAUCUUCUACGACUGCUUAGAGAGCGUUCCGUCGAUGGAGUUAGUUGCAGAGUGGACAAGAGUUCGAGAUUCAAUGGAUUCCUAUGUGUCCUCUCGGUUUACCUGGUAUGACGACUCGGAUCCUGAAGACUCAAACGAAGUCUUUUACUCUGAAGGGGAACUUUCGGAUGGACCUCAUACACCUCGUUUAACCGUUGGAACCUUCUAUGAUUCCUCUGUGGAGACUGCUCAAGCCGUAUCACCAACCCGGGCAGCUGUCGUCAACAUCCCCCGACGAGCUUCAGCAACCUCAUCCUCAACCAAAUCAAUGCUUCUAACACCUCCAUCAACACCACAAUAUUCCCCGCACAAUACCUCGCCCUUCAAGCUGCAACAGAGACAGCUAGUACCAGUAGACCCCCGCACUCUCGUCCACGAACUCGAUGAUCAGCUCCGAAACUCGUCGAGUAUGUUUCUAGAGCUCAACGAAUCCUUCUCCAGGACAAUAGGCAUUCCACUUUCGACCCUUCAGCAACACGAACAGUCCCUCAUGCUCCCAGACAUCCGCAAAUGGGCCCGCAACGGCAAUCUGGGCCAGCUUAAUUGCACUUCAAUACCUCGAGUUCAGCGGCUGCAGAGAGCUUGCUGCAAAAGAUCCGGACUUUGCUGA